AUGCCCACUAAAAAUUCUCUCUCUUCCUGUCUUCAAUGGCCGGCCACCCAAACGGGACAUUGGUCCGCCGCGGCUCUCUUCUACAGCAGCAUACUGCUUUCGCUUGUUGCAAUUGUGUCUGGGUCGCAGCAGUUGCUUCUCCUUCCAAGGGAGAAACCACAAAGCCUAUUCGCUCAAUCGUCAAGCACAAGAAACUUAGCGCAGCAACACAUCCUCGAGGAGGGCCUCGUCGGGGACGUCCAUGCCGAAGCUGAAGAGCGAGCCUACCUAGAAAAGGUCGUCGAGGUCAUGUGCAUCCGUCGACGAGAGGACCGGCCAAACAAUCUGCAGGUUUUUGCGCUGCAGAUGCCUUUGAUGUUGCUGUCUUUGGCUGUCGUCAUGUUUCUGGCCGGGAUCUGUUCUGUGGUCUUCGCGCCUUUGGCGAGAGACCUGGCUUGGAACGGUGAUGCAAAGACGGCGGUGAUGUUUGGAGUCGUGGGCAUGUUUAGUAUUGUGCUAUUUUACGGUACCUCUCAGAUCGUGCACGGCAUGUUUAGUCGUGACGAGCAUGGUCCGUGGAUUGGGUCCAGGAUUGCUAGGAUACCAACAUAG
This is a messenger RNA of Zasmidium cellare ATCC 36951, 591 nucleotides long. RefSeq lists its product as uncharacterized. The record is from RefSeq and is a predicted model, not a curated record. Bases 1 to 591 code for a protein of 196 amino acids. The transcript is spliced from 2 exons. Lineage: Eukaryota; Fungi; Ascomycota; Dothideomycetes; Mycosphaerellales; Mycosphaerellaceae.